Cynara cardunculus var. scolymus (artichoke) is the source of this 1155-nucleotide messenger RNA. Its product is annotated as metal tolerance protein 1-like. The record is from RefSeq and is a predicted model, not a curated record. Gene Ontology annotation, cellular component: vacuole; plasma membrane. The transcript has a single exon. Gene Ontology annotation, molecular function: zinc ion transmembrane transporter activity. The coding region runs from base 1 to 1155 and encodes 384 amino acids. Gene Ontology annotation, biological process: zinc ion transmembrane transport. NCBI's taxonomy places the organism in Eukaryota, Viridiplantae, Streptophyta, Magnoliopsida, Asterales, Asteraceae.
AUGGAUCUUAAACAUGGUCGUCAUGCUAUCGACAUAAACGUGCCAUCUGCAGAGAAUAGCUACGUUAGGAGUAAAGUUUGUGCAGGAGCAUCAUGCGGAUUCUCAGAUAACAAAACCAGUUCUAUGGACGCCGAAGAGCGUUCAUCUUCCAUGUGGAAGCUAGGAGGCGGGGUUGUAGUCUGUUUCAUUUUCAUGGCGGUAGAAGUAGUGGGAGGAAUCAAAGCAAACAGUCUUGCAAUCUUAACAGAUGCAGCUCAUUUGUUGUCGGAUGUUGCAGCUUUUGCAAUCUCUUUAUUUUCGGUUUGGGCUUCAGGAUGGGAAGCCACACCUCGCCAAUCAUAUGGGUUUUUCAGGAUCGAGAUUCUUGGAACGUUGGUUUCCAUUCAGCUGAUAUGGCUGCUUACUGGGAUUCUUGUUUAUGAAGCCAUUGAUAGACUCCUUCAUGGUUCAGUUGAAGUUGAAGGCAGUCUCAUGUUUGGAAUUGCUGCUGUUGGCUUAGUUGUGAAUAUAUUCAUGAUCUUCAUACUCGGCCAUGAUCAUGGCCACGGCCAUCAUCAUGGCCAUGGUGACCAUGAUCAUAGUGAAGAAGACGUUGAAAACAUCCAUAUCCAUGGACUUAGCGUCAUCACGAAACAACCCCACCACCACCACCACCAUAGCGGAAGUCAUCAUGAUGGUCAUGAAGAUCAAAGGCAGCCAUUGUUGAAAUCAAAACGGAAUAAUAUAAACGUUCAAGGUGCAUAUCUUCAUGUUCUUGGCGAUUCCAUUCAAAGUAUCGGUGUAAUGAUUGGGGCUGCGGUCAUCUGGUACAAUCCCAAAUGGAGAAUCGUUGAUCCAAUCUGCACACUUUUGUUUUCCAUUAUAGUUUUGUAUACAACCAUCAACAUGUUACGCGAUAUCUUGGAGGUUCUGAUGGAAAGCACACCGAGAGAGAUAGAUGCAACAAGUCUAGAAAGAGGUCUUUGUGAGAUAGAUGAAGUGGUUGCAAUCCACGAAUUGCAUAUUUGGGCGAUUACAGUCGGGAAAGUGUUGUUAGCGUGCCAUGUGAAGAUCAGUCGUGAAGCGAAUGCGGAUAUGGUGCUCAAUAAGGUGGUCGAUUACAUCAGGAGGGAAUACAACAUCAGUCAUGUUACAAUCCAGAUUGAGAGAGAAUAA